Molecule: messenger RNA, 309 nt
Organism: Leptosia nina
Lineage: Eukaryota; Metazoa; Arthropoda; Insecta; Lepidoptera; Pieridae
Source: the annotation of a GenBank genome assembly
AUGAACGAAACAACAUCGCCGUCUUACCAGUCGACAAACCCAACUAAUCCAUUUUUGAGCGGUCAACUCCAAGCUGAAGAUUCCUUCACCAGCUAUCAGAAUACGUAUCCACAACAAGAUGGUGCUCCAAGAACUCAAAGCAUGCAAAGCGUCGACUUUUACGCUUCAUCCGAGGAAGGUGGGUUCGAAGAGGGCGGUGGAAACCCAGGCGCUAAAAUCAAUGAAUUUCAAGCAGCUUGGAAUGUCACGAACGCUAUUCAAGUAAGCAAAGACUUCAAUGACUUUCAUCCUGGUCGUAACGGAAAAUAA